Molecule: messenger RNA, 2183 nt
Organism: Arachis ipaensis
Lineage: Eukaryota; Viridiplantae; Streptophyta; Magnoliopsida; Fabales; Fabaceae
Product: GPI-anchored protein
Cellular component (GO): plasma membrane
Source: RefSeq, a predicted model, not a curated record
GAAAUUGGUAAUGCGGUUGACAGCUGUAUGUAAGAGAGUGAGCAUAUGAUAUCACUCUUUCUCUCUCUGUCGCUCGUCGUCGUCUUCUCCUUCCUCUUCCUCCUUCCUCCACCGUCUUCCUUCCUCAGUUAGGGUUUCAAUUUUCCCCUCUUCUGCUGCUAACUUUAGUCCAUGCAUUUCAAUCUCAAGAUUCUUUCUCUCUCCGAUCCCUAUCUGAGUUAACCCGGCGAGUCCUCAGAAUAUCCGUUCCACGCUUCUCCAAGCUGGUUUCCUUUUGUGGAAGCUCACGCAAACUAAACUACUAUCUCAGUUCUUAGUUCCAGAUCUCAAGCUUGAAGGUACUGAGGUUUUACCAAGUUUUCUACAAUGUGCCGUUAUUUGACUUAUCACCAGCGGCCAUUUUGUUCUGCUGUGUGAAAAUCAAUGGUACUUGAAGGCUAGGGAGUUAUGGUUAGCUUUCAGGAUGCUAAUUAUAGGGGUUCUUGGUGCUGUCAGUUAAUUCUAUUUUUCAUCUGGCUUCCUACUUUCCAAGAUGUGACAGCACGAGAAACACAUGCUGGCGCUAGACAAAUUUCUUCCCUGGUAGAGUUAGCUAAGGAACCUAUUUCUGGAGAAUCUGGGCUCUUUGAGCCCAUAGAAAUUUCUCCUGCUGUAUUGCCAAAAUACCCAUAUCCCACUGAGCCUUUGUCACCAAUGUACACUAGUUUCCCUAGUUCCCCAAACAGAUAUCUACCAGUUUUAACCGGAAAAUGCCCUGUAAACUUUUCAGUUUCGGAUAUAUCAAAUAUCAUAGAUAAAACAGCAUCUGAUUGCACCGGAGCACUGGCAGCGCUCGUAGGGAAUGUAAUAUGUUGUCCACAGUUUAGUAGCUUAAUCCACAUCUUCCAGGGUUUCUUCAACAUCAAAUCUGAUAAGUUGGUUUUGCCAACUGCAGCUUCUGAUCAUUGUUUUACUGAUAUCAUCAAUAUUCUAUCCAGUAAAGGGUCAAAUGGCACAAUGCUUCCCACACUUUGCUCCAUAAAACCAUCGAACCUUACAGGUGGGUCAUGCCCUGUGAAGGAUGUUUCUACUUUUGAAAAAACGGUUAACACAAGUAAAUUACUUGAGGCCUGCAGCACAGUUGAUCCGCUAAAAGAGUGUUGUAGACCUGUUUGCCAGCCUGCAAUAAUGGAUGCUGCACUUCAGAUUUCUGGAAGGCAGAUGAUGCUUAAUGACAAUGGGAAUGUGGCUGGUGAAAUGAAUCACACUGAUUAUCUUAAUGACUGCAAAGGCGUUGUUUAUUCAUACCUUUCCAAAAAGUUAUCAUUGGAAGCUGCUAAUACUACAUUCCGAAUACUGUCUGCCUGCAAAGUUAACAAAGCAUGCCCUUUGAAUUUUAAGGAACCCUCGGAAGUAAUGAAUGCCUGUCGGAAUGUUGCUGCCCCUAGCCCUUCGUGCUGUAGUUCAUUAAACACAUACAUCGCCGGAAUACAGCAACAAAUGUUAAUUACAAAUAAGCAGGCUAUAAUAUGUGCAACACUUUUUGGAUCUAUGUUACGUAGAGGCGGCAUAAUGACAAAUGUUUAUCAGCUCUGUGACGUUGACUUAAAAGAUUUCAGCUUACAAACAGCAGCCUUUGGACUUCAACAAGGAUGUCUGCUUGGAAGCUUGCCUCAAGAUGUGAUAUUUGACAAUUCAUCAGGAUUUAGCUUUACAUGUGAUUUGAGUGACAAUGUUGCUGCACCUUGGCCUUCAUCAUCUUCCAUUACAUCUGUGUCGCUCUGUGCACCUGAGAUGUCCUUACCUGCAUUACCAACUUCGGCACUGAAAAAUAUUGGUUGUAAUUCUGGUGGAGUGGGAUUUCUUGUGCCUAUUUUUUCAUUUUUCAUCUUCAGUACACUGUUGUACUGAAUAGAUUUUAGGGUUUAGAUGAGUGUCGGGAAGGGCGUUUCCAUGUGUCUUGGUGUUGAUUUUGCAUGUAUAUUUUUGGAUAGUCUCAUUGUAUAGCAUCUCUUUUUCUCCACGUGUCAUCUUCUGGUUGUAUGUGCUGAGCAGCUCCUUAGUGAAAUAGUGCUCAUUUUAUUUAGGAUCCAUAAUUGUGCUGUGAAGGGUUCGAUUUUUUUCUGCUGAAAAAUGCUGACAAGCGGAUGCCAGAUUAGCCACUAACUGAAACUUAAUAACACUUCAGAUGAUGCUCUUAAUUC